Molecule: messenger RNA, 2100 nt
Organism: Parnassius mnemosyne (clouded apollo)
Lineage: Eukaryota; Metazoa; Arthropoda; Insecta; Lepidoptera; Papilionidae
Source: the annotation of a GenBank genome assembly
AUGUUGUGGGCGCAGGCGGGUGGCGCGGGGUGGGGCGCGGGCGCGGGCGCGGGGUGGGGCUGCGGCUGGGAGGUGUCGUUCGCGCGCGCCGAGGGGCUGCAGGCGCACGGGCACGCGCGCGAAGCCUGCGCGCUCGGCGCCAGCCUGGCGCGCGAACUGCUCGCCCGCCCGCCCGCUCUCGGGUCGGUGGGCGCGGGCGCGGGCUCGGGCGCGAGCAGCGCGGCGGCGGCGGCGGCGGAGCGGCGCGCGCGACGGCGGCACGCGCCCUCGCCGCGCCUUUGCGCCGCCAGCCACCGCCUCUCCUGCCUCGCCUCCGCCACGCUCGCCAAGUGCGCCUUCCUCUGCACGGUCUUAGCGGAAUUCAGCGAGCAUCACGAACUGGCUUUUCGAGUAGGUCUUUACGCUUUAGAAAUGGCACGACCUCCAGCCAGCACCAAGGCGUUGGAAGUUAAAUUGAAUAAUCAAGAGACUGAAUUAGUAGCACUAUUGAAGAAACUUCCCACUGGUGUCGAGCAACUUGCUCUAGCUCGGGAAAAGGCGGAACAGCUACGUGAUGGUACUUUAAGAAAUCGGGGGCCUGCACUGUUACCUAUAGCACUUGCGAGCUUCUUAUUUGAUGUCCUCGUUCUGUCUGCUACCGAUAAAGAAAAUAAGCACCCGGCUAGGUUGCCAAGCGAUGAAGCAUUGGGUUUCGAAGCUGCAGUGGCCGCUUUAGGGUUGAAGGCGAAUGUAUCAGAAGCCGAACAUCCGUUGCUAUGCGAAGGCACGAGACGGCAGCGCGGAGAGUUAGCUCUCACCUUGCUCUCUUUCUAUAAAGACGAUCCUGUUAAGUUGGCGAGAAUUAUGAACAAAUUAUUGGAUCGUGAUAUCCAUCAGUUGACUAAAGGUCCGAUGGUGAGCAUGUACUACACCAACAACCCGCGUCUCAGCAGCUACCGCUCGGACGCGGGCAACGCGCAACACUACGGGGCGCACGUGUCGCACGCCGCACACGCGGCGCACGCCGUCCACGCAGCGCAUGCAGCCCACGCUGCCCAUGCUGCACACGCGGCACACGCAGCACACGCUGCGCACGCUGCACACGCUGCCCAUGCUGCGCAUCCAGCUCACGUGACGCAUUCUGCGCAUCCUAGUCACGCUGCACACGUAACACACGGCGCUCAUGUGACGCAUCCUACACAUGUGGUGCACACAAACCACGUCGCUCAUAACGCCCACCCCGUCCAUGUGCCACAUACCGCGCAUCCACCCCCAACGCUUCAGCCGCCGGUGGCGUGUCCGCUAGUAACGGACAUGGAGCGACUAGCUGUCGCGGAGGCGGGGCCGUCACCGCCCGCGCUGCAGCAGCAUUCCGCAACGCAGCAUCCGCAGCAUUUGCAGCACACGCAAAUCUCGCAGCACUCGCAACUUCCACAGCAUUCGCAACACGCGCAACAUUCGCAGCACACAACGCACACACAACUUUCGCAGCAUCCGUCGCUAACCAGACCUAAAGACUCCAGAUAUAAAGGAAAACGUGUCUACCCGUCUGUACCGAAUCAGCCUUCUGAAGCUUCCGCACACUUCAUGUUCGAGCUUGCUAAAUCUGUGCUGUUCAAAGCCGGUGGUACCUCCAGUACCAGUUUAUUCACACAGACAUCAUGCGCGAGGGAACAUCAUGGACCACAUAGGGGUUUACACAUGGCCGCUUUUCAAUUAGGCCUUUAUGCUCUCGGCUUACAUAAUUGCGUCAGUGCGAAUUGGUUGAGUAGAACAUACUCUUCACACGUCAGUUGGAUCACAGGUCAAGCUAUGGAUAUCGGUGCCCCCGCAAUCUUGUUUUUAAUUGAUGCAUGGGAAGGCCAUUUAACGCCGCCGGAAGCAGCGGGAAUUGCUGAUAAGGCGUCGUCGGGGCGCGACGUGCACAUCGUGCGCGCGGCGGCCGAGCUGGCGCUGUCGGUGCUGCCGCACGCGCACGCGCUCAACUACAACGAGAUCCAGCGCGCCGUGCUGCAGUGCAAGGAGCAGAGCGACGCCAUGCUCGAGCGCGCCUGCCUCACCGUCGAGGCCGCCGCCAAAGGUCACCGACGCUUUAUUUUAUCUUUAUUUUAUUUAAUCUAA